Messenger RNA from Gambusia affinis (western mosquitofish), 2796 nucleotides. It is a transcript of the gene dkk2, whose product is annotated as dickkopf WNT signaling pathway inhibitor 2. Gene Ontology annotation, biological process: multicellular organism development; negative regulation of canonical Wnt signaling pathway. Bases 224 to 952 code for a protein of 242 amino acids. The record is from RefSeq and is a predicted model, not a curated record. Gene Ontology annotation, cellular component: extracellular region. Gene Ontology annotation, molecular function: receptor antagonist activity; co-receptor binding. Lineage: Eukaryota; Metazoa; Chordata; Actinopteri; Cyprinodontiformes; Poeciliidae. The transcript has 4 exons.
GAGGACAGAGAGCCACUCUGCCGGUGGAGACUUCCUCACACACUCCUUCAUCACUCAGCCCGUCAGCGCGCUCGGUGCGUGGCGCACGGACAGAGCCGGGGCGCGCUGCUCACUGAGAAACAAACUCUAGCUUCUUCCGCAGGAUCAAACCUUCUUUUUAUGAAGGGUUUUUGUUUUAUGAAGUUAUUAUCAUUACUUUGAAACCGCGGUGUUAAUUUAGAGGAUGCUCGACUCAGCUUGGAGUAGAUGCUGCUUUGUGCUGUUUCUCGUCGCUUCUGUGAGGACGGAGACAUCCCAGGCGUCCGAGGCGCGUCCGAAAGCCAACUCCAUCAAGCCCUCUUCCCUGGAGGAGACGCCGACCCAGGCAGCGAACCGGUCCGCCCCGGUCACCAAGAAGCAGCGGCUCCUCCCGCAGCAGGUGUAUCCGUGCAGCAAUGACAAGGAGUGCAGCGUUGGCAGCUACUGCCACAGCCCGCAGCAGGCCGCGUCGCGCUGCCUGUCCUGCCGCCGCAGGAAGAAGCGCUGCCACCGGGACGCCAUGUGCUGCCCUGGGAACCGCUGCAGUAACUAUAUUUGCGUCUCCAUCUCUGAGAGCGUGCUGUCGCCUCACAUCUCUGCAAUAGAUAACCCCAACGUGUUGUCCACCAAAGACCACAGCUGGAGGAAGAAAGGGAGGGGCCAGCCUAAACAUGUGCUAAAGGGUCACGAGGGCGACCCCUGCCUGCGCUCGUCCGACUGUUCGGACGGCUACUGCUGCGCCCGCCACUUCUGGACCAAAAUCUGCAAGCCGGUGCUGCGGCAGGGAGAGGUGUGCACCAAGCAGAGGAAGAAAGGCUCCCACGGCCUGGAGAUCUUCCAGCGCUGCGACUGCGCCAAGGGCCUUUCCUGCAAGGUGUGGAAAGAUGCCACCUCCUCGUCCAAGUCCAGGUUGCACAUGUGUCAGAAGAUCUGAAGCGGAGGCAGCUGCCAUGGGCGCGGUGGCCUCUGUCUGCGUCUGCCACGGAAAGUUAUAAGGGAGAGAAUGGCUUGUGGCUGCACUGAGAGGGAGCAAAAGACAGAGACUAACAAGAGACAGAACAGACUGCUGCUGCGUGGGUUUCAAACCCUGCAAGCAGACAGCGAAUGGAAACGCUCUGAUGUGUUCGCCGCCACCGCUCUCACGCUCAAACACGCAUCUUUCAGACACACAGGGAUGGAAGAGCUUUUCUGCCUGCUUCAAAAUAAAACACAACAUGUUCAGCGAGCCACAGAGAGAGCCGACGGAUGCUGUGAUGGAUGUGGACUUUGUCAACGUGGAGACAACUGAUGCAGCAAACUUCUUUUUUUAAAGCUAAAAUACAUUAAAACGAAUAUUCAUUACAAAGCUUUCAAAUCAAUAUUUUAAAGUCAUUAUUCUAAUAUUUCUUAAAGGGGCAGUAUUAUGUAAAAUUUACUUUUUAUAAUGUUAUUCCUUCAUCAAAAAUCAACCUGGAGUGUUGUUUUACAUGUUUGAGAAAUCCUUUAAUCUCCAUGGCAACCAUUCAGUUGAGUAAAACACCUGGGUGGACCUAUCCACACCUUCGCUGCUCCUUCAGACUAGCCAGCAGGAAUUAGCAAUCACCUGGUGGAACGGCUGAGCUCACUGUAGGAGCUCCUUCUCAGUGAAAGGCUGGUAAAAAUAUUGUUAAAGGUUAAAAGAGGAGCCAUGUUGGGAUGACUUCCUGAGGGCGGAGUUUCAGAAAGAGCAGGAGUUCUUAAAGAGACGGAGGCCUAAUUUCAAGGCACAAAAUUAGGAAUCAAAUUUUUUUAUAGUCACAUUUCAUACAUACAACAUUUUUAUAACAACAGAACAUAUUUACUUAAUUAUGCUAUAAAAUGACACUGUGCCUGAAAAACACAUGAUGCUGCCCCUUUAAGGUUUAUCUUUGGAAACUAUUGUUUGCAUCCUUCGAACGGCUUUAGCUGCUUUCAUCCAACUCCACAUUCGCCUCAACCAAAGAAUACAGAACAUUCCCAGUGCAGUUAACGAGUUUCAUCUGCUGCACGAGAGAUAAAGCAUGAUUGUGUUGGCUUUGGAAGCCCUCAUUGAUCUGUCAGAUCCAGCUGCGAUCCGCCGGGAUCACAGUCGUGUGUGAGGUGGAGCUCCGCUGCAGACUCAGCGGUACCGGUACCAGACGGAAAGCCGCUCUGCUUUCCCAAUCACAUUAACGAGACUCCAGGAUAUGAGGAACUUAGGGUUUUUUUUUCCAUUUGCGAAGCCCGUAGGAAUGGAGACGUGGGGAGAUUGAUUACACAAAGCUGAUGUGUUCAAAGGGAAUCUGCCAUUUGAUUUCUUUGUUUUGUGGUGGCUCACAGCCUGAUUUGUUGUUCAGCCUCUUAAAUAUGACUGCAUACUUUCUUCUCAUCACAUAUUGUGGAACUUAAAUUUUGUUUUGGAUGGUUUUUUUAAAAAAAGCUCUAACCCUAAAACUCAUAAUAUCACUUUAAAACAUACAUCUUGUAAUCAUUUGAAAUAUCAAUAAGCUCUUUAAUGUAAAUAGACUGGAAGCAAUGUAUUUAAGAAUGGAUGUAUAUCGUGUACAUAUUAAUCCUGAAUGCUACAGCCAAAACGGUCAGGCAGAGAGGAGGAAGAGGAGGAAGAGGAGGAAGAGGAGGAAGUUACAGGUAGAACAAUAAUUUCCAAAAUAUUUUGUGUAAAUGGUGUGUAAAUGGUGUUAAGUUGUAUAUCCCACUAAAAUGAUUUGUGUGAAUAUUGUACGUUGAUUUGUUUUGUGUUUAUAUAAAGAUAAUGGAAGAAUAAAAGGAAUGUAUUUUGUA